This is a messenger RNA of Sparassis crispa, 606 nucleotides long. RefSeq lists its product as hypothetical. The record is from RefSeq and is a predicted model, not a curated record. NCBI's taxonomy places the organism in Eukaryota, Fungi, Basidiomycota, Agaricomycetes, Polyporales, Sparassidaceae. The coding region runs from base 1 to 606 and encodes 201 amino acids. The transcript is spliced from 3 exons.
AUGUUGCCCUCAUCUGUGCGCACCGCUUUGGACCUCCAGAAGGCCCUGAGCAUGGCACCCUUUCGCCUCCAGCAAAUUGGAGAUUGCAAGACAAGGGUGCAUCUCUUCGAGGAGAGGUACACAUACGUUGACGAGGAUGACAGCUACCGCGACAUGGAUGAGAAUGAGGAUGAGAGGGCUAGUACCCAGCCUAAAAAAGUAUCUGGUCCUAACGAGUCGUGCAUCAAAGAACUUUGCGAGAUUUACAAGGAACACGGCUCAGAUAGCUGGAGCGACACCUUGGACGCCUCCUUCAAGCUCACCGUCACACGUCCUGGGUGCGAAUUCUCCGGAGAGCUUGUCCCAAAGUCAGAAGAAGAGGAUAAGGAGGCGAUCGCGGAUCGUCUGAAGAAGUGGUACGAGCAUGGCGAGAACGUCCGAGAUGCGCGCGAGAUUCUCGCCUCCGAAUUCACCGUCUCAGACGGCCUCGUCGAAGAAAUUAAGAAGCACUGGGGCGAGCACUUCAUUCCCAGUGCGGUGCGCGUCGAGCCAUACAAGAUUCACAUCUAUGGCCCGGGCGGGAUGUUUCAAUUUCACAGAGACACACCCGAGAGGGAUCUUGUUUAG